GACGCCGUGGGCGGUGCAGACAGAGGGGGAGACCGUGGGGGCCUUCUCCAGCACCACCCAGGGCCACAUAAACAGCGACCCGGCAGCGAGGGCAGCACAGAGCAGAGCAGCGGGGACCAUGCAGCUGCUCCUGCUGGCUGUGGGGCCCGCCCUGCUGUUCACAGUGCCCGCUGCAGAGGACUUAGUGAUCCCCAGCUCCCUGGACACGCUUUUAGGAACAUGGUAUAUACUUCGGUGGGUGGGGACCAUCCCCAUCCCCAGGCAGAAGCGGCGGGAGCCUCUGCUCCCCUUCAGCUUUGUGCAAAAUUACAACGGGAAACUGGAGUUCCGGAUGUACAUCCGGAAGCCGAGUGGAUGCCACCUGUUCAAACUGCCCUUUACUGAGGAGGCCGAUCCCGGGAGCUUCCUCACCUGGUGGAGACACCUGAUCCACAUCUGGCUGCUCACACCCAGGACCUAUGGCGUUGCCUUCUUCAGUGACAAGAUAAAUAACCAGUGGAUAACCAUGGUGAUGCUCUUCGGCCGCACCCUGGAUGACCACCCAAUGGCACUGGAGCUGUUCGAGAGCCUUUUGGAGGAGAAGGGGCUGAACACCAGGGAGAUCGUGGUCCCGCCCCACGUGGGUGAGGAGGGCCGGGUCCUCCGUCCUCUCUUCCCACCCCACUUCCUCCACCGGGCUGUGCUUUGGGCAUUCCUUCUGCUGUGAGAUGGUGACCCUGACACUCUCCCCGCCCUGUCCUGGGUCUGCAGACGCCUGUGAGGUGACCAGAGCCCCCUAGUGCACCCGGGGGCCGCUGCAGCAACGCUACCCGGGGACCAGGAACACCCAGAUCUCUCUGAAAUCCGGGCUGACGAUUUAGCCAAUAAAAGCGAUUUGUGGCAGCCUGGCUUCCUUGCACUGCCCCCCACCCCGGGCCUCCCUCUCUCCAGAGCC
This is a messenger RNA of Heterocephalus glaber (naked mole-rat), 934 nucleotides long. RefSeq lists its product as uncharacterized. NCBI's taxonomy places the organism in Eukaryota, Metazoa, Chordata, Mammalia, Rodentia, Bathyergidae. The record is from RefSeq and is a predicted model, not a curated record.